Molecule: messenger RNA, 15085 nt
Organism: Xyrichtys novacula (pearly razorfish)
Lineage: Eukaryota; Metazoa; Chordata; Actinopteri; Labriformes; Labridae
Source: the annotation of a GenBank genome assembly
CCCGGGAAGAGAAGAAGAAGUACAGGGCGGCCUUCAGCGGAUACAGCACAUCUUGUUAAGUUGUUUUAGCUAAAACGAAAAAUCAGUUUCCCUCCUUUCAAGUAACCGACGCGAGGUUUGUUUGGAAUACAGAUCUAUUCAUGUGAGUACGAACAGCAGCCAUUAGUGAACGAUUGUGUGAUAUAAAGAAUGUCUAAGGACGGUGCUUAACAUCUCCUACUCGCUAUUGUUUGCGUUGGGGAACUAGUUCAACUUAGACAUGCCUGUGCUUUGUUAGGUUCACUCUACUUCCUACAAACUUAGUUUGGAAACGUCACACGGCUGCCUAGGCCGUUGAGACUCCAGCACCGGAAGGAACUGUUGAUCAUCACACAUUAAAACCGAUAUAUUCGUUGCUCGUAUUAAAUGUAUCUGAGCGACAAUCGCUAACCUUUGCUAGCGAGUGAUGAUUGCUAACGAGAAAUCUACAGUCGGCGGUCGCGAGCCGCGGGUAGCACACACGUGCGCUAAAUGUAAUGUGCCCAUUAUCGGACACAUCAGUGCAUAGAGCUUCCUUGUUCCAAACAUUGACUCAUACGAAUUUUACUCCGAUAAACAACUUUUCGCUAUAAAACACAUUUGUUGUCUUGAGGAAAAAACCCAAGUUUGGCUUUUCUAGCUGAAGAAACACAAACGGAGUCGACUAAUGCUGGCAGUCACUUUCCUUCUGGUUAUUACUUUGUUAUUAAUGAUAAUUUUAAACCUAACAUAUAUCAUUUUAGAAUGAUGUAAAUACAACAGAAGCAGUUGUUUUCGUUGUAAUUGUUGAAUAUUAGUUAUUACAACUGCAGAUGGUUGAUUUGGGCGGUAUCAUCUGCGACCAUUAUCAUAAAACAAGUAAAGUGCAAAAAAUAGUCGCAUAAAUAAUAACAGUUUAGCUCCGAAUCUUUAUUCUUGUUAGUCAUAUACAUGCAAAUUACGUAGUUGUGCAACACGGACGUAAAAAUCUUCAAUAUUGUUGCUAUUGAAAUGAUGUCCGAUAAUGGAUCCCACGCUUUGAAAUUGCAUGUAACAACAGUUAACUUAAAGCACAAAGCCCACUACUCCUGAUGUGAGAUCUGCAAAGUGUUUUUUAUAACUUCGAGGGCAAAAAAGGCCUGUUUAAGUGUCGUUAUCAGCCCGCGAGCUUAUAAAAACGGUAGCCCUUGUUUCCGGAACUACGCAUGUGUCGUCAUUCCUUAACGCGGAAGCUGUGGGCACAAUAGAUAGGCAGGGUGGGUGAAGCUGUAAAGACUUUCAGUAAUAUGACGCCUGCUUGUACCAAGUGCGUCAUCUGCCAGUCAACCAGUUAGACAACUUGUAGAUGUGGAUUAAGUAAUUCUUCAUUGUUUUCUUUUUUUCCCCCCUGCUCCUUUCACAAGUCUUCAUAAUACUGUAUGUGAUGAUUUCAGGGUCUGACUAAGGAGGGGACAUUUCAACACGCAAACAUGUCUGGAGCGUGUCAAGACCGAAGGAGUCGCUGGCAAGAGAUCCAGAAAGGCCUACAGUUCAUCCAGUGAGUGUCACAGCUUUGGUCUAUGGUUGAUAAAGAGGGGCAUCCAUGAGUAACUGACAGCCGUUUAAAUAAAUCUUCAGACUCUAAUAAGUACUUUCAUGAGGUGGGACGGCUGGUCUGAACAAAUUUAUGAUGCACGCUCAUCAUCUUGAAAAGGCAAAAGAAAGAAAAAAACAUCUUGGAUUUCUCAAAAUUUCUACUUCUGCAGCUGUUGACGUGUUCCGGCCCUUAUUGUUGAUAAAGUUUAAACCCUAUUGGUUACAAAUCAUCCUAGUCAUGCCUUGACAGGGAUGAUUGGUCACUUUUCCACUGUGCAUAGAAACUGGCCUAUUCAUAUGGUAGGCAAACUCACUUCAUGUUCACAUGCGUUGCUGCAUUCCAUCAAAUCUGAUGGUUACUUGAAACAAAAGUGAACCUUAAAUUACUGCUGCGCAUUUCAUCAGCCUCCAGUGAAAUCACACUGUCGUAGUGAGUUACGGUGAUACUGAAAGUUAUAUCUGUUUAAAGCCACUAUUAUGGUAUACAUGAGGGCCCGACCGAUGUCGAUUUUUUUAGGGUCGAUACCGAUUAUUAUGAUUCGCAUUUCGUAUUUAAUAUUUAUUACUAUUUUCAUAUUAGUGCUACCAGUGGAUAGCCCACUUUUUUCAUAUCUCACUUUUUUCUCUUAGGAUGUUUCGUAUAUUUAGUCUGUAUUUAUUGUGUAUAGUUUUAGUAUAUUUAGUCUGUACUGUACAUACUUUUUAUAUAAAUUUUAUUUUGUGCUUUAAUUGCUGCUAUAACAUGGUAAUUUCCCAGUUUGGGAUCAAUAAUAUUUUUUUUUUAUUAGGGGGGAAAAAAAUCCAAUUACCGUUUAAUCAGACGAUUUAAAAAAAAAAAAACUUUUAUGAAGUUAUACAAAAUAUAUACAUACUGUAGAUAUACUUUAGGCUACUGGUCUUCACGCUGACAGGCAGACCGACUGAUCAAACUCGGACCAGAAAAGUGUUUUCAACUACCACUCCCUCCCGCCGAUCAGUGCCUCCGCAUCUUCGCUCACGUUUCCCAUUUCCGGUCCUGUCUUAUCUGGAGACAUGCAGUUGCCUCAGUAAUAGAAGUAGCUCAAUCACAUAAUUUGUACUGCUGUUUAUUCUACCGUUACUAGCAUGGCUAUAAGUGUAGCAAGGCUAAUAGCAGGUGGCUAACUCUAACUUAAGCUUGCAUAUUACAUAGUGCUUCACCGUAAACUCGGCGUGACCGAGACCAGCACAGUGGGGAAUGUUGUGACGUGGGUUGAACUGAAACUUGUUGACUUAUUGUGUAUUUCACAAACUGGUUUAUUUACUGUUGAGGCGGACCACUCUCCUCCGUGCGUCCCUGAGCUGCCUGCUGCAGAUCCGUCACCCUGCUGUGCUGUGAGGUAGCUAGUGGAUGAAGAUUGUCAUGAGGUCGCUGUGCCAUCUACAGGAUAAGUUGGGGAACUUUUCAAAUGGCGGAACAUUCUCAAAGUGAAACUGAAUUUUAUUCUCCGCAUUUUAUUUCUGAAAAUAUCGGCAAAAUCUGCGUGUUUUGGCUGAUUACCGAUUAGUCUCAAAUGGGCUAAAAUUGGCAGAUUUAAUCGUCUCGCCAAUAAAUCGGUCGGGCCCUAGUACAUACUUGAGGCUUUUACACAUUAGCCCAACCCAUGCUAGUGCUGUAGUGUGAAUAGAUGCCACAUAUCUAAACAGGUGAACAUAAUUCUAGCUAUUACAGGUGAGUUACACUUAUGUCAUACAGCCCAGCAUACUUGCAAUAAAACGUGUAACCUGCAUCAAACCAAGACACCCUUAGUGUUAAAAAGAAGAAAAAAAAGAUCACUUUAAAUGCCAGACAGCAACAGCAAGCAGAAAGAAACAGCUUAACUGAGAUCAUUACACAAUUUUCCAUCAUGACAUUUAAUAACGUAACCUUUAAUCAGACUGACAGUUCCAGGCAAAACAAAUCAUCAGCCCAGUUUAACCGUACACCAAAUUAUUAAAACUGUUCCUGGCUUUAAUCUCCUGAGCUGGCACACAGAUUAAAUACUGUGUAUUUAUGUCUGUAUGCCUUUCAACAACCAAAUCUAAACCAUUUCACCACAAGUAAAAUUUACCUGGCCUUUAUUUGCCUACUAGAAUCAUUUUUAGAUUGGGAGUUGUUUACAGAAAGAAGCUUUUGCUUAUUUUUUUGCAUUCAGUUUCCAAGAUGAUCCACACCUGCACAAAGAAACUCCUAUCAGUCCACUGACACAUACGGCUUUUUUAAAUUUCAGUACAAAUCGGUGAAGGUUUUCACAGCUGAAGUAUUUUAGAUUCAUAACAUAUUUAAUCAGAUUUUUGUCUUCUGCAUUCCUCUUUGUGCUGAAUUAAUCUGUGCUCUGAAUGCUACUGAACUCCUAUGAAUAUUGAAACUAAUCAGCCCACUGAGGUUGUUUUUGCUCUGACUUUAAAAAGUUUUCUAACAGGAAUUUUUUUUUUUGCUUUCAGAUCAACCUUACCAUUUCCAGGAAGUCAAGAUCAGUAUGAGGUAAGCUGUAAUGAAAAUAGCUUCCCAUCUUGUAACAAAGCUUUGUGCUACACAGACUUAAACUGAUCUGGAGAUGGUGACUGAGUCGUUCGAACGGCAAUCGGUCAUGCACAUUGCGAUCAAAUCAGCUCCACAAUGCAGAUUUUUGAACUGACUUGUUUUAUCCAACUUUCAGGUGUUCAUAAAAGAUCUCGUGUGGAAUUUAUUUGGAGAAGGAAACGACGUGUUCAGAGAAGGCGACUGGACAAAAUCCAUCGAGAUGUACACUGAAGCUCUGAGUAUAGCCGACUACGCUGACUCCGAAGACAUCUGCGUUCCAACUGGUUUACUGGAAAAGCUGUAUGCAAAUCGAGCUGCCGCCUACCUAAACAUUGUUCCAGUGAGUAUAGGUGACGGUCACACUUAGCUUUGAAUGCAACCUCCUGUUCAACUUCACCAAAUAGUUUACAAAUGCAGUUAAAUGGUGCCAGCAAAGUCCUAUAUAAGAGUGGUCGCCUGCUUCCAAGUGCAGAAAGAUAAACAUCCAUUUUUAUCUUUUGUAAUUUUCUCUGUGUUGAUCUGAAAUUACAGGAAUAAUGCUUAACUGUCAACCUCUUUUCUACACUUGGUCUACUGCCAUGCUCUGCACACUCUCUCUUAUCAUCCUCUACCCAUGUCUGUGCUAUAGUGUGUCUGUAAGGAUAAAACAUGAUUAGCCUCUGAAAGUGGCAGUGCCAUGAUAUUUGCUUGAAAUGUUGACACAGCUUCUCCAGACUAACGUCAUGGUAGUAAUGGUGACCUGCUUAAGUCCUGUGUGACUGUCUCCAUUGAUAAUGACAGUAGUCUGUUUGUGUGUACCUCCACCAGGCCCCUGUUAUUUAGCAUGCUUGCUCACUAGCAUACUCAAUGGAACAGAGCAUGUUUUAAUCUUUUAAGUUUCACUUUUCUGGAGUCUCACACUAAACACAGUCAUUUAAAAUAUCACAAAACAGUUUUAAGACAAACUGCACUCCCUACAUGCCACAAAUAGAGUGCAAUUACAUCAGUUUUAUGGACCCAGACAGACUGGAUUGUGUACAUGCAAAUGUGAUGUCACUCUUACCACCAUAAAGAGGAACUUUAAACCAGCGCUACAGCUAAAGUUAGCAGACUCUUCCUAUUAAAAUGCACAACAAACAUUUUAGAGAGAUGGUCAGAGAGGGUGGCGUUUUGGCGGCUCAGAGUCUUUGUGUUGUUUCAGCGUGUGACAUCAGUUUUUGCGGUUUGUUUUUGCAUAAGGACAGAGAGGGUGACAACGUCAUGGGGCGGGGCUGACCUCCUUAGCGAUGCCCUUUUGUAACUACUUUGUUUAAUCUGCCUGUUCAGUGUCACUGGAUCAUUUUUGAUAGGCCCUCUCGUUCAGUUUAGUCACAUGUUAAAUUCUGUGCAUGUAAUCUUCAGUCUGAAAAAAAAAGCUUUGCUUCAGUUUAAUAAAACAAGUCAAAGUCACAAAGUCUUUUAUCCACAUCUCCAAAUUAAUUAGACCUUGAGUUUAAUUGGUACAAAACCUUUUUUGACAUUUAGGCAUAAUAUGCAUCAUAUCAACAUUGACCCUCACUAGUGCUAUAUCACUAUAAUUUUUUCUUUAGGAUAUUACAUCUUUCCCAUCAUCCAUUAACAGCAUACUAAACCAUUAUUGACUGGUGUUUUAAUAUUGUAUUGUCAUAUUUAGUAUUGAGUGUAAAAUCAGACAUGCUUAGCGAUCAAACCAAGUAUUUGUGACUUUCUAUUGAUUUUAUGAAAAUCCAUCAGAUAUAUUUCUGCCAAGACAACGCUGUAUAUUAGAUUUAAAUGUGGAUGGAAUAAUAAAUCAGCACUUUUUUCUUUUUUAAAGCUCAACACUUAGAUUUUUAUUUCUGAACAGUUUCAUAGCUUGACAGAAAUCCUUUUUCUAAAUUGUUGAAACAACCUUUUUAAAGAGUACAGUGUUCUGAUUGAUUCUGGCUUAUUUAACAGCAGUUUUUUAAGGGGGUGUGCAGUAAUGAUAUUCAAGCAACACUGGAUGAAUAGAAUUGUGAUUAAGCCAUAAUACUAAAAUAAUAAUGAAUGGAUUUAGACUGAAAAACUGCAAACACUGAGAGACUGAUUUGAUUAUAUUAUUAUCAGGAUCAGUGGUUGCACUUGUAUACACUUAAACAAGCAUUGUUAUGAUGAUCUGUAUUAUUGGUGACUUCAGUUAAAGUCAUUAUUAGCAUCAUUUAUACUGUUGACUUCUAAUAGAUUUAGAGAAACAGAGACCCCCAUGAGGAACCCUCCAUCCUGCUGAAUUGAUGCUUUCAAUAGAACAUUGUGUCCUUUUGUCCCUGCUGGCGUCUGUCAGUAUCAAAUCCUGCAAUGUUUUCUUUUGGGAGACCCGUACCUUCCUUACCCAACAUGUAAAGUCAAUUUCUGAUCAAUUAGAGGCGUUUUUAUUCUGUGUUCCCUCACAGCACUUUGGUCAAGCUUUUCCCACUCUGAUCCGUGUUUUCUAUUUCCUCACUCAGGGACUGUAUGACCAGGCGUUAGAGGACUGUGAAAAGGCACUCCAGCUGAACGAGGGGAACUACAAAGCACUGUAUAGGAAAGCCAAAUCCUUAAAGGAGAUGGGGAGACACCAAGAAGCCUACGAGGCUGUUGCCAAAUGCUCUCUAGCUGUGCCUCAGGUAAAGUGUGUGUUCUGUGAUGUCUGACAUUCAUUCGAAUUGAUUCAUCAAGAGUCCUAAGAAGGAUUUUCCACAUUAAAAAAAUGGGGCAGGAACAUUUUGAGAAGAUGUUACCUAGUCAUGUAAAGAAAUCUUCCAACUAACCUAGAAGUCUAAAGUUCAGAUAAGCUCAGAAAUCUAAACACAGGAUCACAGAGUUCGCAGGUAAACUACAUAAUCGGUUUGCUGGGUGUGGCUAACAUUAGCAGAGCUAGCACCACCAGCCUCGAGGCGGGGUGUCAUCCUCAUGCCUGUGCUGGUUGUGUUAAGCUCUUGAGUUUUUCUUUGUUGCCUAAAUAUACAACUUAAUCUUUCCUUUGUGAAACACUUCCAUUGUCAGACCAACAGUAACAAUACAUAUUCAUAAUUCUUCUGUCAGGCUUGUGAUCCUGGUGCUCACUAGUGUGGGCGAUCAUGUUUUUGUUGACUGAGCUUGCACAGCCUUCUCGUGAGUUUGGUCAUGACUGCAAAAAGAUCUGAUCUCGGUGUUUUGAAUGAACUGAGUUUGCUGUGUUUCCUCUAGGAUGCCAGUGUCACGCAGCUGACACAGGAUCUUGCCAAACUUUUAGGAUUGAAAAUCCGUAAAGCCUAUGUAAGGAGUAAGGUACGUGCGUCUCAGGUAACUCCUCCCCACACUCAGAGUACGUUACUAAAACGCUCCAGCUUCCUCUAUGAAACUUCUAGGUCAAACAGUUCAGUGUUAAAUUCCUAUUGAUAAUACUUCCGUGAUGUAUGUCCCUCAAAAUCAAACUGUACUUUUUUUUUCUGUUUUAAACAGCCUGCCUUGAAUGUUAUGAGAGGGUCAAAUUAUCAAGAUGCAUCGGGUGACAAGGUAAGCAACUAAAGAGUGAAUAUGUGUCUGAACUCUCCUAAGAAUGGAAUUCUUCAACUAGUAUCCUCUGUUUUUAUCCAGUUCUCCCACGGCUCGUCUUCAGUUGAAGACAUAGAAAUUGGUAAGUGAAAUAACAAAUACAGUUUUGGCUCCGCUUAGACUCAAAGGACUAAAGUCGCUCUCUUCGAUAUGUUUUAGAAGUGCCUCGGCUGACAGAGGACAGCAGUGCUGCAGCCCCAGUAGCUCCACCCCCGGCUCCGAUUCAAGCUCCAGUCGUCGUCCUCCCGCCUCUUAAUGAAACCGCGUUGGACGUUGAACUCCCCGCCAUCAACAAUAUCUCAUCUGUGCCCCCGUCUGAGCCUCCGGGCUUUGAGUCUGCUUCCCUACCUGUGUCAGUACCCUCGCCUGUUUCUCUUCCUGUGCCCUCAUUUGUUAACGGGUGCAGGACCAGUAAACCUUGUGGGAUGCUGGACACCAGUCAGGACUUUGACACAGACAUUAUAGGAGACGACUUGGACGAUCUUCUGGACCAAGCCGGCCCUGAAUCAGCCAUGGUUAGUGAAUGCAGGAGCCGGGUUGAUGAAUAAAAUGUGACAAGGCGUUGAUACCUGAACAGGUGUGACUUUGGUUCGUCUCUUCCCUCAGGUUAUUCCCACAGUGAAGGGGCCUCUUCCUUUGCCAACCAGUAUUGCCUCGGGCAGCUCCAUGUCCAGUCCGUUCUUGAUGCCAUCUCACAUCAACCCUUUCCCCUACAGCAGCGCUCAACAGUGCACCAUCACGCUGCCCCCACUGUAUCACAAGUCAGGGAACAGUACUUAUUUUGGCAUGGACACUUUUGAUGCCCUCACACCACCACUAGACUCCCUGGAUAGUCUCAGCAUAACAGACUUUAAAACGGGUAAGCUCCUCGGUACCACGGUGUGCUUUCUCUUUGGAGUCUGCUUCGUUUUAAAUGAAUAUCAAUCUAAAAAAUGGAUUUUGUGUUUUCUUCUCCACAUUUAAACCUUAGAUUAUGUUCCAAGUCCAUUCAUGCCUCAGGUAAUCUUUUACUUAUUGUGUUUUGAUUUUCCUAAGACUCUACACGAGUCAGGCUUUUAUUUCAUCCCAUUUAUUCACUUUUUUAACAGAUGAACAAUAGUGCCACCCCUAUGGGAAUGGCUGUGGGGAUGCCUGAAGUAAAGGGUCUACCUCCUGCCAUAGAUAUGGCGAAGAACCCCUUAGCUGAAACACAUGAAUUCAGACAGGCGUGCUCAAUGUGCUACGUCAGAACCGGUGAGGAAUUGUUUUUACAAUCUGUCUGUGUGUCUGCUGUCUUUGGAAGUUGGCUUACAGCUGUGUUUUCUUCUGUUUGAUUACUACAGGGCCUGGUGUGUUGGAUUAUGUACUGCACACAGAAGAGCACAAAUGCAAAAAAGAUGCUUUACUGGGCAGAAUAAAACAUUCAACAGACAAAACGUGGAAGCUCAUUCGGCCCAGACCAACAAAAACGCAAUAUGUUGGACCUUAUUACAUUUGUAAAGGUAACGUUUAGAUGUGUGUACACUUGUCGCUUUGUAAGAGUUGCAUGUAGAGCUGUUACACUGCAUAUUUUGAUGGUUGGUUAGUCACUGAUGAUAGAGUUAGUUAAGUUAUUUGAGGAUGAAAAGUGCAAUGAUUUGACAGCUUUAAACUUUUUUUUUUUAAAUCAAAACUUGCAUCAAAAAUCUUGAUUCAAGCCAUCCUUUCUUCUUGGCUUUAAACAUUUCCGUUGAUGAUGGGAGAUGGUAGAUUUGUUUUAAUGUGUUGAGCUUGGUCUCUUGGUUACUGUAGUAAUACGCUGUCAAGUGAUCUCAAGAGAAAAAAAAGAUGAAAUAAGAGAAAAGGACACACGGGAGAGGGAGUGCAAGUCUAAAUGAGAGAAAAAUCAGUGUAGCUGAAAUGUCACAUCUGCUGUUUCAAGGAGACGUUGAAUGUUCUCUUUCUCUAUGAUAACAGAGGUCAGCAUUCGUUUUCUUCACAGCAUUUAAAAUGAAAUGCUCCUGAACCUUCAAAGCUCAACAGUGUUGCAUCAGCCGCAGUCAUUUUGCUGCUCGUCGUGGCUUUAUCACUGUUUGCUGUUUUUGCAUGUGCAGCUUUCAGCAGAGAUUGUCAGGGAUGUUCGAGCUUUCAGCUCGAUAAAGCAGUGUCACACAGAAAACAUGCAUGGUAGCGUAACCGCCUAAUUAAUGAUAGUGACAUUUGUUGACUAAUAAGUUUUUUGAUAACGAUUAGUUGCAUUUCUUGUGGUGUUUCCUCGGUUUUUUAAAAGUUAUUUUAUUAAGAAGAGUAUUUUGGAAAAUAGCCGUUUGAUGAGCAUGAUGAAAUGUUCCACUGCAAGUUAUCUUUAAGUGAGAUAGUUUUUAUUAUUAUGAUUAUCAUUAUUUCAGCUAGGGGUGUCCUGAUCCGAUACUGAUAUCGGUCCAAUAUCAGCAAAAAACGAAUAUCGAAUUAUAUCGCCUGCAUCUAAAAUCUCUGAUAUCAGCACUCUGAUUUAAGCAGUCCAUUCCAGACUCUGCUCCAGCACCUCUAUCAGCACUUGGAUCUAGCAUGCAGAGCCCACAUAAUCACAACAACAGUGUGUACUAAGGUAGCAAGGAGUAGGAGUGAUGUCAGCCCUGUGGCAGUAUUUUUUGUUUAAGUCCAAAAUAGACGUUGCAGCUGAGUGCAAAACUUGUGAUGUAGCACCAAUAUCGGUAUCGGCCGAUACCAAAAGCUACAAUUUACAAUAUACUCUUGUGUAAAUAAUAGGUAACUUUUAGAGACAUAUUAUGUGAGACAACAGACAAUUGAAAUUCCCCUCGGGGAUUAAUAAAGUUCUUAUCUUCUCUUAUCUUACCGAUAUCCUAUCAGAAGUUAAAAAAAGUUGUAUUUGGAUGCCCCUAAUUUCAGUCUCUUGAAUGUUUCUUUGGAUGCAAGUUACUUUUACCAAACUUUGAGCGUUGAACUGUCCCCUGUGCUGUUUCAGAGGUGGCUGUUGGGAAAGAGUGCCUGUACCCUGGACACUGCACAUUUGCAUACUGUCAGGAGGAGAUUGAUGUGUGGACUCUGGAGCGGAAAGGCUUCAUCUCCAGAGAACUCCUCUUUGACCCGUACGGGCCAAACUCCAACGUCAGGUUGAAUGUCCCCAAGAUCUUACAGGAGCAUCAUGGGAUAUUCAUGUUUCUCUGUGGGGUGAGUGUCUCUUGAGUCCGGUUGGCAAGAAUGAUUUUAAAGUAGUGAGAAUGUUGGGGGGGAAAAAGCUCCUCUUACCGUAAAUCUGUGAUUCCACAGAGGUUAAAGACUCCUUAGCUGAGCGAGCAUUAAAAGAUUGCACUGAUUAACCGUCCAAACAAAAACUGGACAAAAGAAACAUCUCAGUUAACCAGAAAUCACUCAAAUGUUUGAUUUACAAUGGCUCUGCUUCUUUCACAGUUACUCUUUUUGUUUUGAGCUCUGUGUUAUCAUACUUUGGGAUUUCCUGCAGCGAUAGGGCUCCUGUUUUUUUUUUUAAUUGUUCGUUCUUUUCAUGACAUAAUUUUUUUUUUAAUUCUUAGGUGUGCUUUGACCACAAACCUAGAAUAAUCAGCAAAACCAACAAAGAUGACCCCACACUUUGCUCUCAUCCAGUGACAAAGCAUGACUUUGAGGAUCAUAAGUAAGUUUUCAAACACCUGGAGUUCUCAAACCUUCAUUUAGUUUCAUGAUUUAUGGUUCCAGUGUUCUACCAAGUUGAUACGAGGAAAAGACUUUUGUCUGUCUUUCAGGUGCCUGGUCCACAUUUUGAAAGAGAACACAGUUCGCUAUUCCAAAAUCAGACCAUUGAGUCCUCAGUGCCAGUUGGACCUUUGUCGCCAUGAAGUCCGCUAUGGCUGUGUGAGAGAAGACGACUGCUUCUACGCCCACAGUCUCAUUGAGCUAAAAGUGUGGAUGAUGCAGCAUGAGCUCGGUAAGGCACAGUAAAGCUGCACUGUAUUGGUGCUUUCUCAAACUUAUUUAAAGGUGGAAGCCAUCUUUAUUUCUUUCUUAUCUAACUUACUUACCUACCUACCUACCUUACUUACUCACUCACUAACUUACUUACUAACUUACUCACUAACUUACUUACUCACUAACUUACUUACUUACUAACUUACUUACCUACCUUACUUACUUACUCACUAACUUACUUACUUACCUACCUUACUUACUAACUAACUUACCUUACUGACUUGUUUGUUUUAUGAAGGGACAUGUUGCACUGUGGCAUAAAGGUCAUUUCACACCGGGACCGUUUUUGUCAAGCGAUUAUUUCGGACGUCAAUAUUUUUUUCCGAACCUGUAUCCUGUCAAUACAAGCGUUCACAUCAGCAGCGUUCUCCUGUCCUGCGAUAUUGCGGCAUUUUUUUUUUUUUCGGAUCAUGGUUGAUUUUUCCAAAGUUUCGCAGACUGUGUGUCCGAUCAGAUUUCGUGUUGUUGCGACGUCAGAUUCACCGGUAUAUCCAACAUGGCCGACCGGCUGAUUGUUUAUGAUCGUUUACACACACAUUAUAAAGAUAACGAACUAAAGGACAACUUGUGGAGAGUCAUAGCGCCAGAUUUCUGAUAUGCGAAGGAGGAGGGACUUUCCCCGGGAAGUCUUCGCCAGGAUGCGUCUUUUCCCCACGGAAAGUCACAAAAUCCCAUCGGGCUUGAUGUGUAUAGUCAGGCCGGUCAAAAUGCACCUCUGAAUAUUUCGUAAUUUCGCGUUCUAUAUUCAUGUCGGCCCCGGUGUGUAAGGACCUUAAAACUGAAUGUUAAUAUGCAGUAUUCCAUCUCUGUUGCUCGAUUUACAAAACAUUUCACUUUUGACCCAGGUAUCACCCAUGAAGGUAUCGUUCAAGAGGCAAAGAAGUUUUGGAGUGCAACAGUGUCAUUGCAGGGAGCUCAGGUAAGACCAUCACCAUGUCUCUGUCAACUGUUUCUCAGGCUUGUUGCUAGUUGUAGAAAAAGACGAGAUAAUAAAGGAUUAUCAUUUGUAACAUGAUGACCUGAGUGAGAUCUCGUGGUAACAAAAAUGGUAACCACUUUUCCUAAUUCAAAGCAGAUUGCAAGUGCUCAGAGGAGGUUCGGCCCUCCAACUCUAAAGAUGAUGUUUGUCUGUGGCCAGUGCUGGAGAAACGGCCAACUAAGUGAAGCUGACAAAAACAAAAAGUAUUGCUCAGCCAAGGCCAGACACACGUGAGUAAUGAGGGGGCUCAGACUCCAGAAUAUGGACUAAUGGUGGAAACAUAAUCAGCCUGAUACUCAGCACCUGCCUUCUGUCACAGGUGGGCUAAAGACAGACGGGUGGUCCUUGUAAGUUCCCACGAGAGGAAAAAGUGGACGACAGUUAGACCACUUCCAACCAAAAAACCCAUCCCAUCUCAGUUUGAGGUGAGUACCCGGCCUGCUACUCUCUGCCUUUUUCCCCCUCUGUGUGUCCAAUUAAAAAACAAAAUCCCAGCAUCCUCAUACACGUCUGUGUUCUGUCGUAGAUUUGCAUGCACGUGACAGCUGGCAAGAAGUGCCAGUACAUUGGGAAUUGCACCUUCGCUCACAGUGUGGAAGAAAGAGAUCUUUGGACCUACAUGAAGGAAAACAACAGUGAGUCUAACCAAGGAGGCGGUCUCUGAUUCUUAGUCUGUGCGUUUAGUAAAACACCAUCAUGAUGCAGUGCUACAAAAGUGAUCCCACAUAUCCCCCUCCUCCUCAUUUAGUUCCAGAUAUGGAUCAGCUUUAUGAGCAGUGGCUGCUGUCUCAGAAGCCUGGCUGGGGCGACGACAGCUCUAGUAACUCCAUGAGGGAGAACGGCAAGCAGAUCCACAUGCCAACAGACUAUGCUGAAGAAGUGGUGAGUUCAUAGACUGGCAAAGGGGGCACCAAGUAUAAGUCUGGUGAUACACAGACGGCUUGAUUUAGUAGGGUGUCCAUACGUCCUCUUUUACCUGGACAUGUCCUCCCUUUUGGGGGGCUGUCCGGCCUUGUCCUGGGGGUUUAUAAAAUCCUUUAAAUGUGCAAGGUUUUGUGUGGAAGUUUUGAGUUUGUGUCGCUUUGACUUCCCGAGUAAGAAGCACGUAAAAAACACUCGACCCAACGCGGAAAACUCAAAAUUUACUACUUGCGACUCCAUGACUCCGCCCCCACGUAGUUGUGUCCUAUUUUUGGGGAUUCAGAAUAUGGUCACCCUAGUUUUAGGGCUUUGUGAUGUCAGGAGUCAUUUUUAACUUAACAUCUGAUGUAAAUGUAAUUCCAUAAAAAGCUCAAACUUCUGGCUGUAAUGGUUAGUUUUCAGGUUGGAUGGCAAAGCUUAAGCCUUGUGGAAAAAAAGGAACAUUCCCACACAUUCACUUUGAAAGUUUCAACAGUUCUGAAGACAGUCUUGAAAUCUAAGGGUCUGUGGAUUAAAUAAUGAAAUCAGAAGGAUAGAAUCUGCUUUGGAAAUACUUGCUUUGCUCUGUGAUUAAUAGAAAUUUGUAGGAAUUUGAGUCACUUAGCAGCAGACGUUAUUAGCUAUUUGUGAAAAAUUGGAUUUCUCUGUUUUCACAGGCUGGCAAUCACUGCUGGCUGUGUGGUAAAAACUGCAACAGCGAGAAGCAGUGGCAGCAGCAUAUCACUUCAGAAAAACACAAAGACCGGGUGUUUAACUCUGAGGACGAUCAGAACUGCUGGCAGUAUCGAUUCCCCACGGGCACUUUCAAAGUUUGCGAGAGGUAAGAUCUCCAGCCGCAGGAUGUUUCACGCCUCAGCCUGAUUCCAGCUGGUUUUUUGACGGCUUUGCAUUUGAUCUUGUGUUCUGACAGGUUCCUCAAAGGCACAUGCACAGAGGAUGACUUGUGUAAACUGGCACACGGGGAGCAGGAACUAAAAGAGUGGAUGGAGCGCAGGGAAUUCCUUUUGAUGAAACUUGCCAAAGCCAGAAAAGACCAUCUUAUAGCACCGAAUGACAAUGACUUUGGAAAAUACAGUUUUCUCCUUAAAGACAUUAUAUAAAUCACACGAUGGCAAUAUUCAUGCUCCCUUGCAGAUGAUGCAGUAUUCAGACAGUGUUGAGGCAAGUGAUCCUUAAAAAGGGCCUCUGAAUUGCACAGGAAAUAGCCUGAUCCUGGCAUGGUUUUCAAGAGGGGUCUCAGGACCAGCCCUCUUGUUUGGUGGCUGGUUUACUGUGUUCAGAGCUACAGGAGUGUUAUUGCUAACAGCAAAGUCUGGAGUGUGAGACACUUGCGGCUUUUGCUUUGCACCAUUCGGAAAAACUACGCGAGACUGGUGGUGACAGGCAGCAUGUGUAGACCAUGAUCAGGAACGUGUUCAGAUACUCACAGUUGACCUAAACAAGUUAAUUUCUUUUCAUAAGCAGUUUGUAUGUUAAUGACCUUUCCCCCUCAAUAAGUUUUGAAGUAUGGAUCACUUAAAUUGAGAUUUCAGUUCUCACUUUUCCAUUUAUCCAAUAGUGUUACCAGUGUAAUGGGCACCACACCGAAUAAAGCCUCUUUUUUAUUCGUGUUUGAA